AUUUUCAUUGUUGUAUAUUGCAGAGUUUGUAGAUGUAAAGAUUUCAUCUUAGAAAGAACGCUAUAAUCUAUGUUAAUAUCUUUUUUUUUUUUUUCAAUGUACACAUUUUGAUUAAAACGAUCUGAGAUUAAGAUUUUACAGUUUAGCGGAGAUGCACGUACGAACUUUAAGUGAAAAAUGUGAUCUCGGUGUACUGCCGGUGAUACGUUUCUUCUCACAGCUUCCAACCCUCCGAAGACGCUCCCUCGAGAGUUCGGAGAUUAGGGGUGGAGAGACUGCCACUCCAAAUAAACACUCCAACCCGAGUUCCCCUGUGUCGUUUCGUCUCUCUUUUAUAGAGAGAUAUCCUAUAUACAGAUAUAGCGGACUUACAGAAGAAGUCGCGUCGACGAGACACAGUAACAAAACGAGGCUGCCAAUUAACAUCGAAAUCCUGAAGCAACCCCAAUAAUUGGAAAAUGUCCGGAUUCGCAGCGGCGGGUCUCGUAGCCUUCGACUCCUUCAAGACUAAAGCGCAACUGAAAUUAUCUGAAUUUAGAAGGACUGGGCCCACUUACGAAGAAUUAGAUACUUCGCACCAGGGUAGUAAGGAUAAUAAAGGAUUCGUGGAUGAAAAAGGAUACAACAGAGAUGCCUCGGUGGAAUCACUUCCGGAACCAGAAAGACCACCAUUGCGACAUAUCGAUACCUAUUGUAUGCCAGAAUGCCCGUGUCUUUCAAAGAGGUACACCAUCGCCACAUUGGCUUGCAUAGGAUUUAUUAUCUCGUUCGGCAUGAGAUGUAACAUGGGCAUGGCCAAGUUGGUGAUGAAAAAUAGCACGGAGGGCGAUAACAAAACUUUCAAGUUCAACUGGACGGUUGGCAUGGAAAGCGCUCUUGAUUCGUCAUUUUUUUGGGGCUAUUUAGUGACUCAAGUGCCUGGUGGUUUUCUUGCAUCAUUAUAUCCCGCAAAUAAAAUUUUCGGUACGGCUAUCGCGAUAUCCGCCUUCUUAAAUUUGCUCGUGCCCGGUGCGCUCAAAGUGGAUCCUAUAGUCGAUAUGUGCGUGCAAGUAUUGAAAGGAUUAGUCGAGGGUGUUACGUAUCCGGCGUGUCACGGGAUUUGGAAAUAUUGGGCACCACCUCUGGAAAGAUCGCGUUUGGCCACGUUAGCGUUUUGCGGAUCGUACGCCGCAAUGGUGAUAGGCAUGCCGCUAUCCGGAUAUUUGAGCUCCUGGUUUGGUUGGACAGCGUCGUUUUAUUUUUACGGCGUAUGCGGUUUAAUUUGGUACGGGUUCUGGUUGUGGAUGGCCUUCGAAAAACCGUCGAAACAUCCAUGCAUUUCGAUGCGCGAGCUGCGUUACAUCGAGGACUCGCUCGGUCAGGGACAAGCCCAAAUGCCGGUGCCGACGCUUUCCACGACUCCGUGGGGAAAGUUUCUCACCUCGAUGCCCGUAUACGCCAUUAUCGUCGCGAAUUUUUGUAGAUCGUGGAAUUUUUAUUUACUGGUGCUCUUCCAACCACGUUUCAUGCACGAGUCCUUUGGCAUGCCGCUCGUUGAGACUGGAGUCAUUGGUUCGCUUCCGCACUUGCUGAUGACAAUGAUCGUACCCUGUGGCGGUUUGUUGGCGGAUCAUCUUCGCAAACGAGGCAUCAUGUCGACAACGAAUGUCAGAAAGGUUUUCAACUGCGGUGGUUUUGGUAUGGAGGCGCUUUUCUUCUUGGUGGUGGCUCACGCGACAACAUCCAAAAAUGGAACUGCAGCUACGGUCGCUCUCGCGAUCGGUGUUGCAUGUAGCGGUUUUGCUAUUUCUGGCUUCAAUGUCAAUCAUCUGGACAUUGCUCCCAGAUACGCUAGCAUAUUAAUGGGCAUGUCCAACGGGAUCGGCACUAUCGCUGGUCUUCUGGUUCCUUUCUUUGUAGAUAAUAUUACGGAGAAGAAGGACGCGCACAGUUGGCGAAAUGUUUUCAUCAUAGCAGCUUGUGUUCACAUUUUUGGCGUGACAUUUUACGCCAUCUUUUGUUCCGGCGAGUUACAACCGUGGGCUGAUCCUAAACUGGAAGAACAGAAAGCUUGGAAUCCCAUGGACGAGUUGAGCCAGACAGAACCACCUGUUCCAUCUCCGCCGAAAACCAUGCAAUCUGAAUUUAUAAAACAACCGUCUCUGGAUAGAGGUGUCAGCGAUGACUGGAGCACCCACGAACAGGCAGUACCUGAGAAUCACUUGUACGCCCAACAAGAUAACAAACCUUCCAGCGUGAUAAGCUACGGUUCGAUUGAGACUAAUAGCAACAAUCCAUUCCAUUCAACAAAUCCAUUUGUCAGCGACGUCAGCGCAUGCCUCGUGCAACCAGCAGCAACAGACGAUUACAUGCACGAUAUCGCGCAAAACGAGCAAUGGGACUAAUCAACUUCUGAAUAGAGCGAUCGGAUUUGAGAAUGGCGGACUACUUUUCCGAGGUUGUAGAUCAUUUGUAUCAUAACUAUGAGAGAAUCUAUCGGUUUCUCAGACAUGUCACGAUAGAAGAAAAUUGAUAGAAAUAAUAUCUUUUUUGGUUUCCUUGGUAAGAGAAAAAUUUAACUAAAGCUGAAUCGUCUAAAACGACGUCUUGCUUGAUUUAAUCUUAUCAAGCAAAACAAUAAAAUGCAAUAGAAUAAUAUACAAUUAAUCGAGAGAAAGAGAGAGAAAGAGAGAUGAUUAAUGAGUUUAAUUACUAAUAAUUAUGGCAUGUCUGAGAAGAAAGAGAGAUAGAGAAAGAGAGAGAAAGACCAUAUAUACUCUCUCUGUUCUACACAAAAUUUCGUAUAUCUCAAUAAUUUAGCAAUCUAUAAGUCACACACACACACAAGAAUAUAAUUAAAACGAGUGUGCAUUUUUACGUUAAAAAAUUUUUUUUGGGAGUACGUUAAAAAAAAAAAGAGAAAAAAUUUUCUGUAGUUCUUCUGUCGAGCGUAAUACCUGAAAGUGCAGAGAAUGAUGCUGUGAAUGAUUACUCAAUUAACUCUGGAAAUGACACUGAAGAGAUUUUUUACCUCACUGUGGGGUAAAGCUAAUAAUAUUUAUAAAAAAAAAGAGAGAAUCUCUCUAUUUAUAUUUACGUAAACAAAAAAACGACAAUAAGUUCUGUCACUCGUCACGUGUCUAAAACUUAUUUAUUGCUUCAAGGUUUUAAAACUUUUCGCAUGUCUUCAUUCUUUAUUCCUCAACAACUUUCACUUCUAAAAAACAACAAAUGAGAAACGGUCAAUCAACACCUUUUGAAACUGCAUCUUACAUCAUACACAAUUAACAAUAGUAGCCUAGAUAAAGAAAGCCUAAAAAAUUCUUUAAUUAACUUAUCAAAAUGUUGGAAUUGUUUGUAAAGAUAUACGAUGUAUAUAGUUAUAUACAAUUUUCGUCCUUAUUGAAAGUAUUUUCGCCUAUCUUAUCGAAAGUAUUAAUUGUAAGUUGUCUCGUUCUAGUGAGCAGAUCGAUAUACAUAUGUCUUGAAUCGACAAUAAUUCAAACCUUGGCAGACAAUAAUUCUCUUUACACAGACAAUAAAUAACGGCAAGGUUUGAGAAAAAUAGCGGCAAGCGUAAAAAGAAAAAUCUUUCUCGCGAUACGCGCGACAUCAGCUCAAUCGCUGAAACUUUUAGGUAUUUCCAAUUUUGCGUUACUUACAAUUAGUUAAUUACGCGUGACAAUAGCAAUAAAGAGAGUUUACGAAUUGACAUAACAACUCUCGCAUGUCAAAAUUAAAUUUAUAUAUUAAAAAAAAAAAAAAAAAAUCAACGCGUUCUCUUUAUAUCUUUACGCACAUUCAAAUAUAGUACAAUUAAAUUUGCGAUAACAAUAUUAUAGUAGCGAAUAUAUACACAUAAAAAGCUCAGAGUGAAAUAGAAAAGGAUAAACUAUAGAGCAAUUUAAUUACCGUUUUAUUCGUAUUUACAAAAGCAAAGAGUCAAAAACUUAUUUGGAAGACGGAUAAAAAGAAUUAAUUAUAAACCAUUUGUGCAUUCACGUACAAAUAGCAAUUUCAAUUUUUACGCGAGUUUGUUUUCAAUAACCGUUCGAAAUUUAAGUUAGCAAAAACAAAUGAAAGUAUAAACAAUUGAAAGUAUAGAGUGUAAUAAAUGAAAGUGUAAUAAAUGAAAGUAUAGCAAAUUGAAAGUUUAAAAGUCAUUUUAAAUAGACAGAUAUAUGAACGAAUAUACACAAAUUAAAAUCGCGAUUAAGAAUAAA
Molecule: messenger RNA, 4202 nt
Organism: Pseudomyrmex gracilis
Lineage: Eukaryota; Metazoa; Arthropoda; Insecta; Hymenoptera; Formicidae
Gene: VGlut
Product: vesicular glutamate transporter 1-like
Exons: 9
Coding region: 459-2384 (641 amino acids)
Biological process (GO): monoatomic anion transport; synaptic transmission, glutamatergic; transmembrane transport
Cellular component (GO): excitatory synapse; synaptic vesicle membrane
Molecular function (GO): L-glutamate transmembrane transporter activity; neurotransmitter transmembrane transporter activity
Source: RefSeq, a predicted model, not a curated record